AUGGCUCACAGCAACAAAGACCCCGAGUUGAUCGGUUACGCCGAACCCUGGAUCGUGGACCCUGGGGAGUCAGUAGAUAUCAAGGUUUCGUCAACCGAGAAGAACUACAGUCACCGUUUAGUGCGACUCAUCCAGGGCCGUCGAGGGCCUCAUGACCCGCCGUUCGCCGCAGAGGAGAUCGCCGAAGUUCCGAAGGGAUCUCGUGAAGAUGGAUACUACCAGGACGCUUGCCCAGGAUCUUACGCCCGUGUAUCUUCAUGGGCGACCGUGCCGUACUCGGAGAAAGAUGGCAUGGAUGUCCAGUUCUAUGUACAACCCUAUUUGCUUGAGACGGAUCACUGCCAAUCCAUCAUAUCCUGCCUCGAUCAAGAUUCUCGGACAGGAUUUGCAGUGAUGAUCCGAGACUCAAAGUUCAACUUCGUCAUCGGGACGGGAGGUCAGAUCGAGGUGUUUCAGAGCCAGUAUCCCGUGAAUCGUUGGAGGUGGCUGAGGGUUCGAAUGAGUUUUGUCAACUCGAACUUCACCUGGAGCAUCAAACAGUUGAACCGUCUGGCAGAGCAAUCACCAGGCACGGAAACAGCGGCACAUCGAAUGUCGGCCCCGAUGGUCCUGGGAUCCAAGGCUCUUAUAUUUGGUGCAGGGAUGUUCGAGGACAUUGGCCGAGCGGGCUCAAAGCCGUCGUCCUUUUUCAACGGUCGUCUGGACUCUCCUUCCUUCAGAAUCACUGGUCCAAAUGCACAGAUUGCCGCGGAGUAUGACUUUUCCCGCGAGAUAUCCAGCGACCGCAUCGUUGAUAUUUCUGGACAUGGUCGGCAUGGUGUUCUCAUCAAUGCGCCUACACGAGCGGUAAAGGGCUACAAUUGGGAUGGUUCCGAGCCAGACUGGACGAAAGCAAGUUACGGCUACGGGGCGAUUCACUUCCACGAAGAUGACCUUGACGAUGCGAAAUGGUCGACCAGUUUCACCCUCACCAUUCCCUCCACAGCCCGAUCGGGUGCGUAUGCCGCUGAGGUAAAAUCUUCCAGCGGAGCCUGCGACAUGAUCACUUUUUUUGUGCGUCCCAACGUGAAAUCCAGGGUACGCGUGGCGCUAAUAUUGACUACGUUUACCUACCUCGCCUAUGCCAAUGAACGGAUGUUUGAUCAAUCUAGAUCCUCGGCGAUGGUAACCCCGGAUGGCGUUAGUAUUGGGGGUCACAACGAGUACUACAAAAACCUUGUUAAACGACCAGACCUAGGACUCUCAGCCUACGAUGUCCAUCGAGAUGGCUCUCCUUGUGCAUUUUCGAGCGCUCGCCGACCGAUCCUCAAUACUCGACCGGGAUAUGUUCACUGGGCCCUGGAACGGCCUCGCGAAUUUAGCGCUGAUCUACUCAUGAUCGGUUUCCUGGAGCAGACCGGGAUAACAUACGAUGUUAUCACAGAUCACUGCCUACACACCAAAGGACACAUAGCGACCGCCGAGUAUGAAACGCUGAUUACUGGGUGUCACCCUGAAUACCACUCGCUGCAAACACUUGACGCUUUCAGUGACUUCGCAAAGUCGGGAGGCAAUUUGAUGUACCUGGGCGGCAACGGGUUCUAUUGGGUCGCCGAUGUCGAUCCUGCACGCCCCCAUCGCCUUGAGGUUCGUAAAGGCGAUCAGGGCUGUCGCUCUGUGACGUUCCCCGCUGGCGAACGAACGCAUAGUCUGACCGGAGCCCACGGCGGACUCUGGCGCAGCCGUGGCCGUGCUCCCAACUACCUCUUUGGUAUCGGAGCAUGCGCGUUUGGGACCGGGAAAGGGGUGCCGUAUAUCCCAGACUCACAACAUGCCACCGACCCUAGAUUCUCCUGGGUGUUUGAUGGCAUAAAGCCUCAUGAGCUGAUUGGGGCAAAUGGAUUUGGUGGCGGUGCCAGCGGCGAUGAGAUUGAUCGACUGGAUUAUGAACUCGGAUCACCUACUGAUGCGGUUGUUCUAGCCACCAGCCAACGCCACGACGAUAGCUUUGGGCUGUUCAACGAAGACCAAAUGUUCCCGAUGGUAAAUACUCUCGGGUCGGUAUGCGACCGUGUCAGAAGCGACAUCGUAUACUACGAGACUGCAGGCGGUGGUGCGGUGUUUUCCGUUGGGAGCAUCAAUUGGUAUAGCAGUCUGGCAUGGAACAACUUUAAUAACAAUGUGGCUAUUAUGACAGGAAAUGUUCUGAAAGAGUUCUGCAAGCGAGGAAAAGGCGAAGGACAGAACGCAGAUCUAUAAGCUAAGCCAAGAUGUACGCG
Molecule: messenger RNA, 2258 nt
Organism: Aspergillus steynii IBT 23096
Lineage: Eukaryota; Fungi; Ascomycota; Eurotiomycetes; Eurotiales; Aspergillaceae
Product: N,N-dimethylformamidase beta subunit family domain-containing protein
Exons: 2
Coding region: 1-2238 (745 amino acids)
Source: RefSeq, a predicted model, not a curated record